Dermacentor andersoni is the source of this 1647-nucleotide messenger RNA. RefSeq lists its product as uncharacterized. NCBI's taxonomy places the organism in Eukaryota, Metazoa, Arthropoda, Arachnida, Ixodida, Ixodidae. The record is from RefSeq and is a predicted model, not a curated record.
AAUACAGAUAAGAUAUGGCCUCCAGCAGCAAGGGUUCUGUGGGCAAGCGAGCAGCCACAGCCGACCAAACAGAACUGGCCGAGAAGCCUCCACUGGAGCAGCAACAACAGCAUCAGCAAAGGAAGCAUCAACAAAAACAACGGCCUCAGCAACAACAUGAACUACCUCAGCGACAGCAGGUAGAUCAUCAACUGCAGCAACAGCCACAGCAGCAGCCUCAGCAGCAGCCUCAGCAGCAGCCUCAGCAGCAGCCUCAGCAAAAGGCCCAGCAACAGCAGCAAGAACAGCGACAAGAUCAGCAACUACAGCCUCCACGCAGCUGCUUGAAACGCCCAUCGUCCGAGAAAUCCUUCGCUGGGCCCGACGACAAGCAAUCGAUGCACCCAACACCCGCCAGCUCAAUCGCCCAGAGAGAAACAAAGACGAAGCCAAGCCAUGUAACUGAAGGAGCUGAGGUGGAGGAUGGUACGGCUGCCGGGACCUUAGCGCUUCCGGAAGAGGCCACUCCCCCGGAAGGGACGCAGGCACGAACAAAAGAACGGAAAUCGGAAGCCGCAGAAACCUUGUGUGUUGUGCACAACCCACCGCCUGUCGGUGUCUACUACUCCGGCUCUGGAUUUCCAUUGUGUACGUGUAAACAAAGGCCAACAUGGUUCGACCUUCUUCUUGGAAGAUCAGCGGAUAAGAGAGCAGACUCGGAGGACAGUAAAGGUUUCCUCCGCGGUGACAGCUGCGCCUCCGUCGAGGCAAUACAGAAGGUCAACUGGAGCGAGACUAGCGACGUCGCAUCUGGAAAGCUGCGAACCAUGUUCAGAAAGUUCCACAGCAUGGAAGAUAACAGCGUGCGGAGCGAUGUCUUGCCAUCAACAGCGCAAGCCAUCUGCUUCGCUUUUGGUGUACUACUCCUCGUAACAGGCACUGGCGCGCUGCUAUAUUUUGUCUGGGAGGUGGACCACGAGGUGCAAGUGAGCGCAGUGCGCGGGCGCUACGCUGGCCGGACCCGUGUGGUGGGCGCGAGACAGGUGCACGAAUUUCUCGGCAUCAACUUUGCGCGCCAUCCCGUCCGUAGCAUGCGCUUUCAGCAGUCCCUGGUGAUGGACAGGCAAUAUCGUCUCGUCAAGGUACUCUCGAUGAAGCCGGGCUGUGUGCAGGACAAGGACUACGCAAUGGCCGACAGAGACCUCCCAGUGACCGAGCGCUGCCUUCAUCUGAACAUUUGGACGCCGAAGCUGCCGGGUCGCCGCUGCAAGAGCGAAUGCGAACUCAGGAAAUUACCAGAUUUAGCUGCCGGUCUAAAAGCCUGGCCCGUGUUCAACGCCAAGGAUCCCAAAACAGUACUCAUCAAAUUUGGAGGACACACCGAAGUCGUCAAAGCGUUUCGAGCCGAACAAUGCGAUUUCUUGAGAGGAUAUAUCCUUCCAAGGCGAAGGAGCUAAUUGCUGGCAAACCUUCAUUUUCUUAUCGUGCGUUCCACAAGGAGGGUGCGGCUAAUUUGGCACGCCAGAUAUCGCAGAAACAAAAGUGUAUCCCACACCAAUUUCAAAACAUUUCUAAUUGAAGCACUGCUACACAUUGAACAUCAGCAAAUUUGUACUAAACUGUAUAUUGCAUCUCGUUUGUGCUUCUUGCAUAAUAAAUAUCCAAUAC